Molecule: messenger RNA, 2764 nt
Organism: Nicrophorus vespilloides
Lineage: Eukaryota; Metazoa; Arthropoda; Insecta; Coleoptera; Silphidae
Product: transmembrane protein 8A
Exons: 4
Coding region: 350-2680 (776 amino acids)
Cellular component (GO): plasma membrane
Source: RefSeq, a predicted model, not a curated record
GCAAUUUAGAACCAUCCGUAAUAUAAAUCAAAAAGUGCUCAAAAACAUACUCUGGCCUUGUGAGUAACAUCAAUGAUUUGGAGAUAAGAUAAAUUAAAUUAGUUAAGAUAGAUGAAGUUAUUGAUUAUAAUAACAAUAUGGUUUUCAUGGAAAUUCUGUGCACAAUGUAGGCGCUAAUACCAUUUUAUGGCCAUUGUGAAAAGCAUAAAUAGAUGAAAUAUGCCUAAUUCAUGACUUGUACAGUCAACAGGAUGUUCAUCAUUAUUUAAUUGAACCCAUUUAUACAAACUGUAAUGGUAAGCUGUUAGACACAAAAAGCAGUAGUUUCCCAGUUAAAAAAUCAAUAAACAUGAUGGGUUUUGUUAUUGUCAUUCUAUUAACAUCAAUAAUCUAUCUGUGUGAGAGCAGCUACAACAUAACAUUAAUCUCUCAAACAAGGUCAGGGUAUUUGGAAAAGUACACAAGCUAUGCAAGCACAGUUUUAAUGCACUUCAAUGUACCUGAAGACACUUCUCUUGCAUCCUUCAAAUUCCGAGCCAGUGACAUGAGCUACUCCAUUUUUGGAUGCACAGAUCAGAAUAUCACCCUAUACUUAUCUAGAGGGUCCCCACCUGUGAUCAAUCCAGAAGGCUACACUUUUCCAGCUGACUACUUUCUGCGAGAAAAACCAGCACUGCACAAACUUGAGUUCAGAUCUGAUAAGUAUUUCAAAUAUUUGAAUUUAAGUUCUCCCAUGCCUGGACUUUAUUAUGCAGUUGCUUUUCUUCCUUACUCAAAUCCACAAAAUGAAGGAAUCACACAAGAAGGCUUAACGCCAGAGUGCCACAGUUACAUUGACGCUAGCAUCUAUGUCAAGAAUGAACAUGAAAGUGUGGAGUUGAUUAUGUUUAAGACACAAAUCAAAGCUAGCUUGGACGGAACAGGGAACAGCAUUUAUAAAUUUUUCAUUGACGAAACGGUCGAGCUUAUCCUCAUCAACUUCGAUAUAUCGAAUAUUUGUGAUACUUGUAACGUAGUUGGUAGAAUUCAUCCUUAUAACAUCCCAUCUGUCAACAGCACUCCUGUUCUCAGUAUUAACAACACAAUCCACAAUCCUUCAGCGAGGAUACCAGUAAUAGAUGGUAUUUACUACUAUCUCACGUUGCAAUUAGACGAUGUAGAGUCUAAAGCGGAUUUCUCGUUCAGUAUUUUACCGGUGUCGAUGAAAAAAACACCGAAAAACUUUAAUAACUCUUUGUUUUUGAAUGCUGUGCCGAAGACACAUUAUGAAGUAAUGAAGCUACCGCUUCCUUACAAGGAAUACAGUUUGCACAAGAGCAGAAGUGCGGACAGCUUCUUAUUCACUUACGAGAUGCAACCUCUAAAGGAUGGGUCUGUGCCUAUUGCUGUUAACAUUAGCAGCACAGACUUUUCUGUAAUAAGGUUCCGGGUAGACGAUGGACUCGACGUUGGAGGCAGUCUUCAGUUAGUAUUGGCAUUUAAGCCGAGAAUAGUGCGGAAUGGAAGAAUGAUACAUAGAGAAAAAGAACCGAAGAGUCACAGAAUUGUUGCUUGCAUUUCAAAUAGCGAUAAGAGAAUACCAACAUUCCCUAACCAUUGCAGAUAUAAGGACCUACUUACUUUAUCGCCGAUAUCUUUGAACACAACCAAUGAUAAUGAUAGCGUUUUAAUUCCUUAUCCAGAAUCUGGAGACUGGUAUUUCUCAUUCAGGCUUUUCUGCUCUGAAUGUGAAUCGUGUCAGGAAUGUUCAUGUCCUGUCAAUUAUAAAGAAUGCAGAGGAAACUGCACUAGUUCCCAGUGUUUAAGUAAGUGCGAUGAAGCUGAUCGCGAAUGUCAAAAAGAUUGCAAGUGUAAGGAUGGCUGCAAAGAAAAAGAGUGUAAUUCUACAGUCCUCUUUGAUGUCAGUUCCUAUCCUUGUGUAAGUAAUGGAUGUGGUCCAAAUGGGAAAUGUGGAUUCCUAGUUUCUGAGGGAUUUGUGUACUCUUCUUGCAUCUGCACCAAUAAAUAUAAAGGAUGGGACUGUACGGACGGCUCCGAUGCGAAUUCCAUGGGUAUGAUCAUACUAGAAUUGGUACUGCUUGUGAUCAGCAAUCUGCCAUUUCUCGUCACCGUUUAUUUCGCGUACAAGAGGAAGUAUUACGUGGAGAUGGUUGUUUACUUCUGUAUUUGCGUGUCAUCUUCAUUGUAUCACGCAUGUGACGCAGGCGAGAAUAUUAUUAGUUUCUGCAUUAUGAGACUUAAUGUCUUGCAGUUUUGCGAUUUCUAUUGCGCCCUACUGGCCAUUUGGGUGACUCUAAUCGCAAUAGCUCAUUUACCUCAACCUUUUACCUCGAUUGCACACAUUCUUGGUGCAAUCCUUUUAGGUGCCGGUACUACGUGGGACAAGACGUCAAUGUGGGUGUUCCUUCUACCACUGAUCAUCGGCAUCGUGAUAAUUGCAGCGCGCUGGGGCCUGAAAUACUAUAGAACGCGUACUUUAAUUCCCAGCAAAAGAUACUUGAAGAUUUACGUGCCAUGCGGUUUGAGCGUAGCACUCGUCGCAGUUUUAUCCUAUAGUAUUCUGCAAACCCAAAGCAACUACAAGUACGUCCACAGUCUGUGGCAUACAUUGAUGGCUAUUACAGUCGUUAUUUUAUUGCCAAAGAGAAAUUUAUUUAGUGUUGAACCACAAUUUAUUUAAAAAUAAUAAUAUUUAAAUAUAUAUACAUCAUGUCCAUUUGACUGACAUCAUCUACAGAUGUUUUCCAAAUAUACUUUAAUCAUG